Messenger RNA from Pygocentrus nattereri (red-bellied piranha), 1610 nucleotides. RefSeq names its product homeobox protein vent1. The coding region runs from base 689 to 1483 and encodes 264 amino acids. NCBI's taxonomy places the organism in Eukaryota, Metazoa, Chordata, Actinopteri, Characiformes, Serrasalmidae. The record is from RefSeq and is a predicted model, not a curated record. The transcript is spliced from 3 exons. Gene Ontology annotation, molecular function: DNA binding.
CUUGUGCAGUUCUGGUUGGAUUUCAAACUAAAACUUGUUUUAGUCGUGAAAUAAUACAGAGAUCCUGGAAGUGGUUUGAGAAGUAGGAUAUUAUGUCGUAUUCUCACAAUAAUACAGGCGCAUGAUGCCAAGACUGCAGAUUCACUUCAAAGGGGGAAAAGGUCUCAAGUGCUCUGCCUAAGCAUGCUUCAUGUUUCCCCUUGUGGUUCAUGUUUAAUGACCUUAGCCCUUAGCAAUAAACCUGAACGUGGUGCAUUUGUGGAAAAAAUGCUUUGAAAAGGUGGAACUUCUUUAUGAUUAAAGGUCAACAAACUCGGCCGACGGUCGCCCUCUUAUCAGUAUUAUACACUGUAGAUAUGGCCACUGACCAGAAGGUGCUUCGUGUGGGCCAGCUGUUGGUGUCCUGACACGGCUUUGUUGAAAGGACACGCAGACUGCUGGAAGCCCCCGAGAGGUUUCUCACAGACUUCGUGGCGCCAGGCUUUCGCAAUCACAGGAUAUGUAAAGACUUCAAUAACGACCCAUUAAGCCCUAAUGAUUGAGAAUCGAUCAGGCGUUAACAUCCACAUGCAUAUGCUAAUGACCGCUGGGGGUCUGGCCUUAUAUACCGGGGCCUCUCCUAGGGGCUUGUCACAACACUCUCAGGACUCUCACGGAUACUCUUGGGAUCUCCAAGCAGAAGACAAACAUGGUUAAAAACUUCUCCGUGGACUGGCUCGCCCAAAGCUAUCACGACUCUACGCAGGACCCGGAACAUCUGGAUGCUACAGCUGCGCCCAGACGCCACGUUCCCUGCUCGGUGCAGCCGCGGCCUCCAACUUCUUACGACAAGGGCUAUCUGCAGCCCAAGCCCAAAUGCACCGAGCAGAAGAUCCCCACAACGCGGCUGAUGGAGAAAGAGCCCGUCCUGUUCGACCCACUAACCCCGAGAAGCUGCUCCUCUCCAAGCUCUUCAGAAAACAGUGGCUACUCUUCUGGCUACGAGAGCGAGGCUGCUUCUUCUGAAUGCCCCUCAGUCGAAGACGUGAACGAAGAGAAAGAUCUCGGCUCGCAGCGCAGGAUCAGGACCAAGUUCACCCUGGAGCAGAUCGAUAAGCUGGAGAAGAUCUUCAGCAAGCACAAAUAUCUGGACGCGGGCGAGAGGGUCAAGACCGCGCUGAAACUCGGCCUCUCCGAAACUCAGGUCCGAACCUGGUUCCAGAACCGGAGGAUGAAGCUGAAGCGCGAGGUCCAGGAAAUGAGAGGAGAUUAUCUGGUCCCAGCUCUGGCUCCCGUCUUCUUCCCCGGAGUCCCCGGCGUUCAGCACCACUGCUACAGCGGACAGCGCCAGGCUCUGGCCCCGCUCAUGAUGCCCCCACUGGCCCUCCAGAAGACCCCCUUCCCUCACCAGCACAUGAUCCCUCCACUGAGCGUCCAGCAGGCCAGCAGCCAUCACCAGUACAUGAUCCCUCAGCACAGCCACGCCAUGCAGCUUUUCUACUGAUUCAAGCCAAACUAUGAAUCCUUUAAUGUAAAGACUUAUAAUCUGUUUUUUUACGUGCAAUAUAUGUAAAUAUACAUAGGCUACUUUUUUGUAUAGAGAAAUAUAACAGAAGAUGUAAAGAAUGUUA